Messenger RNA from Poeciliopsis prolifica (blackstripe livebearer), 1418 nucleotides. RefSeq lists its product as uncharacterized. The record is from RefSeq and is a predicted model, not a curated record. Bases 90 to 812 code for a protein of 240 amino acids. The transcript is spliced from 3 exons. NCBI's taxonomy places the organism in Eukaryota, Metazoa, Chordata, Actinopteri, Cyprinodontiformes, Poeciliidae.
AAGCGGUCACAUGGUACAGCCUGAAGCGGUCACAUGGUACAGCCGGGCAGCGAGGCUUCGGACGUCAUCGUUUUCGGCUCCUCCCCUAAAUGAAGCAGGCUUCGAUACGCGCUUUACGGAAACCUCCCCUCCUUUACUCGCCUCGCUCCGAAGCCUCGGCACGUCAUGAAACAUCACUAAUGAAAAGAAAACCAGGAUUUAUUAUCAAAGACGAUCUUCGUGGGAGCGCACCUGAAGCGGAUCUCCUACAAUGGGCGGCAGGAUUCUUAAGGAGCGGUGGCGCAACCAGUCAUCGCUCGAUGGUCCCACUUGUUGAUUGGAGACGUCUCGUUGGAUCCUGCCAGGAAUUGCAUCUGCCCUACUGCCAAGCUGACUACGGAUCGACCGGAAACAUCUGCCUGCCGCCUCGGCCCCCAAAACCUCGCCGGACCUCCACACCAACACUUCCUACCACCUCCCUCAGCAACUCUCCUUCCCCGACGACCCGUAAGCCUUCUCGUUCCCUCCUCUGCCACGAUCCCGCCGUCCUUCUCCUUUCUAAACCUCUCCCCUCUCCGAGCAGCACCCGAGCCGACCCUCUGUUUUCCAGCUCAGAGGACAACCCGGACUCACCACCCUUACAAAACUGUAAAAUAAAUCUUUUGAACUUUAAUCCUCAUGGCUUGUUGUUUGAAGCCUGCAUGUGGGUAAAAAAACUAAAAUCCAACAUGACAAGGUUCUGUGUCCAGAUCCGAACACGGAGAAGCAGCUUUCACCUUCGAUGCACCACAAAUCUGGAAGAAACUUCCAGAAAACUGGAAGGUUUUGGAUGAUGUUGGGAGAAGGAUUUUCUCCAAGGAAACAAUUGAUGGAUGGAUAAUUAAAGCAACUGAGAGCUACUAUGGUUCUAUUUGCACUAAAUCUGUGUAAAGCAGGUAUUUCUGUGGUGCUUAAAGGGGAGAAAUGACCUAAAUGUUUCUGUCUGUGCCUCUAAAAGCCUUCCUCUGCCCAUCGUCAUCGAUCGCCCUCUGGUUCUCUGCCUCGGUUUGCUCUUGAGUCAUUUUCCUGUCAAGAUCCAGUCAGUGGGAGUCGGAUUCUUAUCUGCCUCUUUAGCGUAAUUAUAGCUGCCUGGAUAUAAGAUGCUUAAACGCACAUCUAUCUAAAGCUCUGCAGAUCUAUUCCCAUUAAAGUGACCAUUAACAUCAAUGUCUGACAGAUGGGCUGGUGGUGACAUUCUGGACGUCAGAGCAGUAAAGAUUUGGAUCUGGUUCCUCUGAGCUGCAGCAGAGAAAGCAGAUGCAUGGAAGAGAAGCAGAGGACUGAAGGUCUGAUGUUUGUUUAGGAUCAGCAGAGGAUUUUAUUUUCUGCUUGUUUGUUCUGAAGAAAACCAGCAGAAUUUUGAUGAUUCUUUACUUUCAUCGUUUCCCUCUGCAGGGAAA